AGUCUGCGGGGAGGGAGUAUGGGGGAGCUGCCCAAAGCCUGGGGAAGGGGAGCCAGUGCUGGAGGUGAAGAGCAGCGGCGGCGGUGGCGGCAGGAACAGCAGUGGCGGCAAUCUCAGCCACAGAAGCCUAAGCUCCAGCCCCAGCCGGGGCGGCGCAGCAGACAGUAACCGGGCUGGAAACCGAACCGAGCCGGGUCCAACUGUGAUGCUUCCUGACGGAUGAUAACAGUGCCUGGAAGCCAAAGGACUGCUUUUUUAGCUGAACAUACCUGAGUUGUCCCCAUAACCAUGGAGACUGGAAAGGAUGAAGCUUCUCAGGCCAAGGGAGCAGCAGCCUCUAUGGACACCCAGGACCAACGGGCAGAGAAAGGAGCCAAGAACAAUGCAGCUGAGAUGACAGAAGAGCCAGUGUCAGAGCCACCCUCAUCUGGCCCAGGUAGGCUGAAGAAAACUGCCAUGAAACUUUUUGGUGGCAGGAAGGGUAUCUGUACCCUGCCUAGUUUCUUUGGAGGGGGGCGAAGCAAAGGUUCUGGGAAAGGCAUCUCCAAGAAGGGUCUUAGCAAGAGCAAGACCCACGAUGGCCUGACUGAAGCAGCCCAUGGCCCUGAAGACAUUGUCAGUGAAGGAACCAGAUUUGCCUUACCUUUGCCUGAAUCACCUUGCCAACUUCCCAGUUCCCAGAGUGCCCAUGGGGUUUUGGAGACAGGCUCCAAAAGCAAAACAUCUGUGGCUGGAGCGACAGACAAAGCUGGGGCUGAGAAGGUUCCCUCUGUGCCCAAGCCAAAGAAAGGCCUGAAAGGUUUUUUCAGCAGUAUCCGCCGUCACCGGAAAAGCAAGGUCUCUGGGGCUGAACAAAAUAAGCUAGGGACCAAGGGGUCUGAAGGGGCCAGAGCCAGGCCUCAUGAACGUGUAAGCUCAGCCCUUCUGCCCUGUGCUGGGGAUAUCCUCCAAACCCACAGAAAGGAAAAUGCCAAAACCCAAGAUGCCCCUGAGUCAAAAGUUUCUUUAGUACCAGAGUCUUCUCCAGCAGUCACUGAGAAGACAGCCUGUAAAGAUACAGAAAAACCCAUGGAGGGCUUUGCCUCAGCACUUCUGCAGUCCAAGUCUGCCUCUGAAGCCAGUGGCCCAGAGGAGCCCCACAGUCCAAAAACAGGGGAGAAAUUGGUAGCAGAAGAGGUAAAUCCACCAAAUGGCCCUGUUGGGGACCAUCUGAGCCUCCUGUUUGGAGAUGUCACAUCCCUGAAAAGUUUUGACUCACUGACAGGUUGUGGUGACAUCAUAGCUGAGCAGGACAUGGACAGUAUGACAGACAGCAUGGCCUCUGGAGGCCAGAGGGCAAAUCGAGAUGGGACCAAGAGAAGUUCCUGCCUGGUGACCUACCAAGGAGGUGGGGAGGAGAUGGCCUUGCCAGAUGAUGAUGAUGAGGAAGAAGAGGAGGAUGAGGAGGUAGAAUUAGAGGAAGAAGAAGAGGAUGUCAAGGAGGAAGAAGAUUAUGACUUAGAGUAUCUGUGGGAAAGUGCCCAGAUGUACCCAAGACCCAAUCUGCAUUUAGGCUACCAUCCCAUCACAUCUCCAGGAGAGCAUGGAUACAUGCUCCUUGACUCAGUUCGAUCUUAUCCUGGCUUAGCCCCUGGGGACCUUUUGACUCCUCAGAGUGACCAGCAAGAGUCUGCCCCCAAUAGUGAUGAGGGUUAUUAUGACUCCACAACACCUGGAUUUGAGGGUGAUUCAGGUGAGACCUUAGGGCUUGUCCGCAGGGAUUGCCUACCCCGAGAUAGCUACAGUGGAGAUGCCCUGUAUGAGUUCUAUGAGCCAGAUGAUAGUCUUGAGGCCUCCCCACCUCUGGAUGACUGUCUUUAUGACCUCCAUGGUCGCAGCUCUGAAAAAUUUGACCCCUUCUUGAACUUUGAGCCCUUUUCUUCCUCUCGGCCACCUGGGGCAAUGGAGACAGAGGAAGAACGGCUAGUGACCAUCCAGAAACAGUUGUUAUAUUGGGAGCUUCGGCGAGAGCAGCUCGAGGUCCAAGAGGCUGAGGAGGCACGUGCCCAAGAGGCUCACACCAGGGAGUCUUAUACCCAAGAAACUCAUGCCAGGGAGACCCAUGCCCGAGAAUCUCAUGUCAAAGAGGCCCAAGCCCGAGAGGCCUAUGCCAGGGAGACCUGUGCUAGGGAAGCACAUGCCCGAGAGGCCCAUGCUCGAGAGGCACAAGUCCGGGAGGUUCAGGCCUGGCAAGAGAAGCCCAUCAUGGAAUAUCAGAUGAGGCCCUUAGGCCCAUCAGUGAUGGGCCUAGUGGCAGGGACAUCAGGGGCCUCUCAGACUUCCCACCGGGGAACCACCUCAGCUUUCCCUACCACUGCAGGCAGUGAACCAGACUGGAGGGACUUCCGUCCUCUAGAGAAACGUUUUCAGGGAAUCUGCUCCAAGAAAGAUCAAAGUACCUGUCUAAUGCAGCUCUUCCAAAGUGAUGCUAUGUUUGAGCCAGACAUGCAAGAAGCAAAUUUUGGAGGAUCUCCCAGGAAGGCUUACCCUACUUAUUCACCCCCUGAGGAGCCAGAGGAAGAAGAGGUUGAGAAGGAAGGGAAUGCCACUGUGAGUUUCUCACAGGCCCUUGUGGAGUUCACCAGCAGUGGAAACCUCUUCUCCAGCAUGUCCUGCAGCUCUGACUCUGACUCAUCCUUCACUCAAAACCUCCCUGAGCUACCCCCUAUGGUGACCUUUGACAUUGCUGAUGUGGAACGGGAUGGGGAAGGCAAGUGUGAAGAGAAUCCUGAGUUCCAGAAUGAUGAAGACCUUGCAGCCUCCUUGGAAGCUUUUGAGCUGGGCUACUACCAGAAACACACAUUCACCAACUACCACAGCCGAUUCUACCAAGGUCUGCCCUGGGGUGUGAGCAGUCUCCCUCGGUACUUGGGACUGCCUGGCAUGCACCCUCGACCUCCACCUGCUGCCAUGGCCCUCAACAGGAGAAGCCGCUCUCUGGACACUGCAGAGACCCUGGAGCUGGAGCUCUCAAAUUCCCACCUGGCCCAGGGAUAUACGGUGUCUGAUGAGCUUCAGUUUCAGCAGGAAGAUUCAAAUGAAGAAGAAGAAGAAGAAGAAGAAGAAGAAGAAGAAGAAGAAGAAGAAGAAGAAGAAGAAGAAGAAGAAGAAGAAGAAGAAAAAGAAGAAGAAAAAGAAGGAGGAGGAGGAGGAGAAGGAGAAGAAUGGGGACGAGACAGUCCUUUGUCCCUUUAUACUGAACCACCAGCGGCCUACGACUGGCUUGCCUGGGCUCCCUGUCCUCUCCCAAUGGGGCCAGGCCCUGCCUGGAUAAGUCCCAGCCAAUUGGAUGAGUCUUCUGGCCCAUCUCCAUAUGGGCAGACAACCUGUUGCAUACCUCCUGUGGCCAUGUCAAUGUUGCUCUCAGUAUCAGGGCCAGAGCUAAGGGUACCUGGGAUAUCCAGGCCUCAGCUAGCUCGGCCUUCACACCUACCCCUUCCCAUGGUCCCUUGUUAUAACCUGCAGCCACAGGCCUCUCAGAGUAUGAGAGCCAGGCCUCAAGAUAGGCUGUUGCCUAUUGAUGAGCCCAGUUGCUCCUCCAGUUCUGGAGGCUUCAACCCCAGCCCUCUGUCCCAGGCCAAGCCUGUGGGCAUCACUCAUGGCAUCCCUCAGCUGUCCAGGGUCCAGCCUGAGCCCCAACAGCCUCAACCCAUUCACUACAGGGCUUCCAGCCUUGACCUGUCAAAGGAGAGGGCUGAGCAAGGUGCCUAUCUCGCCACCAGCUACUCCUCCACUGCUGUGAAUGGAAACCUAGCUGAGUAGUCAUCAUCUAUUCUGGAGUGGGGGCAUGGGGCCUAAGCAUGUGAUUGGGGAUCAGGGGUUGAGCAGAGGGGUGGGGGGUGGGGGUUGCUAUUUAACUUGAAAAUCCUUUUGGCCAAGGAAAGCUCCUAUGAGUUUUUGCCUUUGUUUUCCCACUUCCCUCUUCUGCCAAUCUGUGGUCACAUUCAGCUUGAGUACAUCUGCCCUGGGAGGCUACUGCUGCUCUGUGCUCCAGUUUUCCCUUUUGGGGUUUCUUGUUGCCCAUGCAGGAUUUGAGAUGCUGUACUUUUGUGACUAUUCCAGUUGCCCAGUUAGUGAUUAUAUACAUAGCAUGCAUCCUUGAAACAGGCUGACCCGUUAAUAUCCCUGCCACCCCCCCUACACACAGUGAACGAUGCACCACUGAUGAGCAGCCAGGUCUGCAUUGCUUCCCACUUAAGGACUGAGGGCUUGUUUGCUAUUAACAAUGUGAAAUAAUGGUACAGAUCCUCUCCACCCCCACUCCCUUCAGUCUUGGCAUAGCUGCCACCAUUACAUCAGAUGAUUAUAUAAUCUGUUCACCCCAGCUAGCUGCCCUUAGAGAGGAUCAAGUAGCAUGUGUCUUACUGCCUAUUGGUGUAGAAUUUGGCAUCGUAACCAGAUGGGGGCCUUUUAACGUGGCCUAUGAUAACUUGGGUUGAAGGAAAAAAUUCUAAUCCCCUUAAUGGAGUGAUCAAAUUCAUCCAUUUGGAAACAGAAGGCAAAAUAGGGCUCUGUCGUAGAUACUGCCAUAAGUCUUGAGUUGUGGAAUGAUAGGAUUUUUUUUUCCUUCUUCCUCUCUUAAGCUUGUGACUACCUGAGUUGCAGACACUUUUGAUUUUUUUUUUUUUUGUAUCCAAAGGAAAUUUUCAGAAUCUCAUCACAAGGGACAUAGUCUUUUAAUUGAGACACAGGGAGAGAAGUAACCUAAACUAAGCUUGGCUAUAGGGGGUUGGGUUUUUUGUGGGUUUCAGGGGAAGAAUAGGAAAAGGAAUUCCAUUUGUCCCAGUUGUCAGGGGAGAAUUUUAGACAUUGCAAAGCUCAAGGAAGCCUAGCUUCUUAGAAGAGAAAAUUCCUUCUCCCCAAAAAGCAAAAUUUCCUUAAGCCUUGCCCACCCCUUCAUUUGGUUGCUAUAAAGAGGCUCAGAGGCACCAGGCUAGCACUCCCAAGAGACAGGAUACCAAAGGCAUCUAGGCUGCUGUUCUGGUCUCUCUAAAGAACUUUCAUUUUCCAAUUAGCAUCCUCAAAGGACUGACCUUCAUGAGAGGAAAGACUGUGAUCCGUCCUCACUCUGCCAAGCUGCAGGUUUCUGAUUUGCAUGGGAAUUGCAGCCCUAUAUGGAGUGAAUGGUACACUCCCUUCUGUACCCACAGUUUUCAUGUUUAACUAGCUUGGAAAUGCUGGUGUGGAAGAGUUGCUGUCAGGAAGGCAUUGCAAAAGGCUAAUCUAACCUGGCUCAACCUCUCAUUAAUCACCAGUAAGAGAGGGUUCCUUUUAAUUUUUUUAUUGGAAAUAGAAUAUAGAACAUGUUUUGCCUGGUUGUGUUGACCCAAAUUAUAAUCCUUGCCCCCCAA
Messenger RNA from Neofelis nebulosa (Clouded leopard), 5390 nucleotides. It is a transcript of the gene AMER1, whose product is annotated as APC membrane recruitment protein 1. Bases 289 to 3801 code for a protein of 1170 amino acids. The transcript is spliced from 2 exons. Gene Ontology annotation, cellular component: plasma membrane. Gene Ontology annotation, biological process: regulation of canonical Wnt signaling pathway. Lineage: Eukaryota; Metazoa; Chordata; Mammalia; Carnivora; Felidae. Gene Ontology annotation, molecular function: phosphatidylinositol-4,5-bisphosphate binding; beta-catenin binding. The record is from RefSeq and is a predicted model, not a curated record.